This is a messenger RNA of Hirsutella rhossiliensis, 2007 nucleotides long. RefSeq names its product hsp70 protein. Gene Ontology annotation, biological process: endoplasmic reticulum unfolded protein response; cellular response to unfolded protein; protein refolding. Bases 1 to 2007 code for a protein of 668 amino acids. Gene Ontology annotation, molecular function: ATP-dependent protein folding chaperone; heat shock protein binding; ATP hydrolysis activity. The record is from RefSeq and is a predicted model, not a curated record. The transcript is spliced from 5 exons. Gene Ontology annotation, cellular component: nucleus; endoplasmic reticulum lumen; endoplasmic reticulum chaperone complex. NCBI's taxonomy places the organism in Eukaryota, Fungi, Ascomycota, Sordariomycetes, Hypocreales, Ophiocordycipitaceae.
AUGGCUCGCUCACGGAGCUCGAUGGCCUUGGGCCUUGGGCUCCUUUGUUGGAUCGCCCUUCUCUUCGCGCCCCUCGCCUUUGUCCAGAAGGUCCAGGCAGACGACACUGAGAGCUACGGCACCGUCAUUGGUAUCGAUCUGGGUACGACAUACAGCUGCGUCGGUGUGAUGCAAAAGGGCAAGGUCGAGAUUCUCGUCAACGAUCAGGGCAACCGAAUCACUCCCUCCUACGUCGCCUUCACCGAGGAGGAACGCCUUGUCGGUGACUCGGCCAAGAACCAGGCUGCGGCUAACCCUACCAACACCAUCUUCGAUAUCAAGCGACUCAUCGGCCGCAAGUUCAAGGACGAGCAGCUCCAGGCCGACAUCAAGCACCUCCCCUACAAGGUCAUCAACAAGGAUGGCAAGCCCAUCGUUCAGGUCCAGGUCAACGGAGAGAACAAGAAAUUCACCCCUGAGGAAAUCUCCGCCAUGGUUCUCGGCAAGAUGAAGGAGGUGGCCGAGUCCUACCUGGGCAAGAAGGUCACCCACGCCGUUGUCACUGUCCCUGCCUACUUCAACGACAACCAACGACAGGCCACCAAGGACGCUGGCAUCAUUGCCGGCUUGAACGUCCUCCGAAUUGUCAACGAGCCCACCGCCGCCGCCAUCGCCUACGGUCUGGACAAGACAGGCAGCGAGCGCCAAAUCAUUGUCUACGAUCUCGGCGGUGGUACCUUUGAUGUGUCCCUGCUCUCCAUUGACCAGGGUGUCUUCGAGGUCCUGGCCACCGCCGGUGACACCCAUCUUGGUGGCGAGGACUUUGACCAGAGAAUCAUCGAUCACUUCACCAAGCUCUUCAAGAAGAAGCACAACGUCGAUGUCUCCAAGGACCUCAAGGCUACGAGCAAGUUGAAGCGCGAGGCCGAAAAGGCUAAGCGAACCCUGUCGUCGCAGAUGAGCACGCGCAUUGAGAUUGAGGCCUUCAUCGAUGGCAAGGACUUCUCUGAGACCCUUACCCGCGCCAAGUUUGAGGAACUCAACAUGGACCUCUUCAAGAAGACAAUCAAGCCUGUUGAGCAGGUUCUCAAGGACGCAAAGGUCGAAAAGAAGGACAUUAACGAUAUCGUCCUCGUUGGUGGUUCCACUCGUAUCCCCAAGGUUCAGAAGUUGAUUGAGGAACACUUCGGUGGCAAGCAGGCCUCCAAGGGUAUCAACCCCGACGAGGCCGUCGCCUUUGGCGCCGCUGUCCAGGCUGGCGUGUUAUCUGGCGAGGAGGGCACAGAGGACAUUGUCCUCAUGGACGUCAACCCAUUGACGCUUGGUAUCGAGACUACUGGCGGAGUCAUGACCAAGCUGAUUCCUCGCAACACUCCCAUUCCCACUCGCAAGAGUCAGAUCUUCUCUACGGCCGCCGACAACCAGCCCGUGGUCCUUAUCCAGGUUUUCGAGGGCGAGCGUUCCAUGACCAAGGACAACAACAUGCUCGGCAAGUUCGAGCUCACCGGCAUCCCCCCCGCCCCUCGUGGUGUUCCCCAGAUCGAGGUGUCGUUUGAGCUUGACGCCAACGGUAUCCUCAAAGUGUCUGCCCACGACAAGGGCACCGGCAAGCAAGAGUCCAUCACCAUCACCAACGACAAGGGCCGCCUUACCCAGGAGGAGAUUGACCGUAUGGUUUCCGAGGCCGAGAAGUACGCCGAGGAGGACAAGGCCACCCGUGAGCGCAUCGAGGCCCGCAACGGCCUGGAGAACUAUGCCUUCAACCUCAAGAACCAGGUCAACGACGAGGAGGGUCUUGGUGGCAAGAUUGAUGCCGAGGAUAAGGAGACGAUUCUGGACGCUGUCAAGGAGGCUACCGAGUGGCUCGACGAGAACGGCGCCAGCGCCAACGCCGAGGACUUCAACGAGCAGAAGGAGAAGCUGUCCAAUGUGGCGUACCCCAUCACAUCCAAGAUGUACCAGGGAGCUGGCGGCGAGGGCGGCGAGGGCGCCAAGGAGGACGAGGGUGGUCUCCAUGACGAGUUGUAA